This is a messenger RNA of Penicillium oxalicum, 2331 nucleotides long. Its product is annotated as putative respiratory complex assembly protein Rmp1. The record is from RefSeq and is a predicted model, not a curated record. The transcript has a single exon. Lineage: Eukaryota; Fungi; Ascomycota; Eurotiomycetes; Eurotiales; Aspergillaceae. The coding region runs from base 1 to 2331 and encodes 776 amino acids.
AUGCGCCUCCAAGCCCGGACUGUCCUUGGGUCGCACCCCAACUUGACCCUGCCGUAUCGAACCCCUCCACAAUGCCCAUUCCGGAUACAAACUCAUGCUCGAUUUCAAAGCUCGAGCGCAGGCAGCCCGUUCGUCCCCUCCGAGCCAUCGAGUGAACACACGCCCCGUCGCCGACGUCGAUUCAAGAAAGCCCCGAAAUCACAAAGGCUUCCGUUGGACGUGAAAUCACUGGGAAAACCCGGCGAGAUUGUGGUAGUUCCGCCCAAACCGGCACGGAACUUGAAACAAAAGUUACGAGAGGUGCAGAACACAACCACGGAGGAUGCACAGCCGGUCACCCUAACCUCCAUGCUGGAGGAUCUAGAGGAAGAAUACACCCCACUGACGUCCGACGUGAUUCGGGAACGAAUUGAGAGCCACCGAGAGCCAGCCGGUGUCACGGGCAAACUGACUGCAAGCGAGUGGGAAGCUGUUCGAGAUCACCUGACGUCGGCGUUCACUUACAAUCAACUAUCGGAGUAUAUCGAGGACUAUGACCACAGCAACGACCACGGCCGCGAGAUCCACGCCAGAAGGACAAACAAUGGGUGGCGACCCGGCACAUCUGCGUUUCUGCAGGCCUACCCGGACCAAGCCACCCAGAUCACAAAACGGGUCACUUCAUCGCAUGACCUGAAGGGAAAAGCUCUGCUGGCAGAGCGCAUCCUCCGUGAUUGCUGGACACUAUCCAUUGUGGAGGAAAUUGGUCAAAUUGAUCUCCGCUUGUCACCUUCACACGUCACAUUGCUGCUCCAAGCAGAGCACUUCUCCUUUGACGAGAUAGCAACCUUGCACGAGUCCAGUAUCGAUGUCACGAGCUCUCUUGGGCUGGUUAGAAUCACAGGCCGUCAAGAGUCUUGCGAGUCCAUGGCCGAGAUCAUCCACGACGCGAUCGCCCGUAUAAGAGAGGACGACAUCCCCAUUGACCCCACCUCAUUCCGCACUGCCAUGAACCAUUCACUCUCGCAACGCAUGUUGGAAUUCAUCAGCACGACCUACGGAGUUGCAUUCGCGACCAAUGACUCGCAAGUUCCAGAGAAGAUUAUUUAUCUUGCUGAGAACAGAGAGGGUGCGGAGAAUGCACGCCGGGCAUUCGAUCUAAUACUGCGCGAGGCGACUCAGCCGGUGGUACCCUUCUCAACGUACUUUUCCGCCUCAGACACGGCAAACACAUAUAUUCACAACCCUGAAGAUAGUGUAUCGUGGCUCAAUCAACAGAAGCAAUGGUUCAGGUGGGCUAUGCCAUCUACUCAAUCCACAGAAUCCCAAGGUCAUUCGACGGACUUAUUCGACAACCAUCAAACUCGACUCUCAGACCACCUAUUGAAACGUCUUCGUCAGGCGUCGGCACCUACAGCGGCAUCGAGUGGCGGUCUCACUGUUCACGAAUCGGUAACGGCAUCGGUGGGCCACUGCCUCUUCUCUCGCAGGCAAUCAUGGGAGAAUGCACCUUUGAACCCUGUCCAGUUGGGAAAACUCUCCCUACCGCGGACAUUUUCUACUGACAUUCCUCGUGUGAUCAAUUACUUGACUUCCCUUCGGCCUAUCACCCCGGCCGUUGGAACGCAAAUACACAAGCUGCAGUUGACCCCGUCAUCUCAAGAUGCGCAUGUGGCCCCGACUUUAGAGGUCACUGUUCUCUCCAAACUGGGAACGACCCUGGGCAGCGCCGAAGAUGCAUUUGAGGUGCAAAAUGUCCGGGCCAUCUUACGAUCCAAUGACAUUGAUUAUCUUCUGCCGGAAAACGGCCUCGAUCUGCGCUUCACUCACAAGCUCUACCAUGAGCUUUCGAGCGAGGAGCUGAUCUGCAACCCUGAUCUGCAGGACCUUUUCAAUGGUAUCAAGUCCAGCCUGCGCGGCACUUUCGGCUUCCCCCUGCACGGAAGCCAACCUGAUGAGGCAACCACCCUGCCUACCUUUUGCCAUCUUGCCCUACCGGCGCACAUGGUCAAGUCGAGAGAAUCUGUAACCGCGGAAUACAUGUUCUCUCCGAUUCACAAUAUUCGCCGUGCAGCGGUCCAAUUGUACGAGCUUGAUGAUCGCCAGCUCAGUUACAGUUAUCACGAGACGGGCCCGAUCCUCCCCGCACGGGUUGUGGAUGUGUCGCUCAGCAUGGAAAUCCCAGAUGCCAAGUCCGAUGCGGGUGCCACCGAGGAUCAAAUGAAGGUGUCGUUGGAAUCGGAGUUCCAUUCUUUCUACAAAACCGCUUGCCGGAUGGCCUUUGACAUUCACAGGUUGAAGCUUACGGGCACAGAAGAUGGGAUUUUCGAGCCCAGUCCAAUGUUCAGAUAA